ACCUAUCGAGAUCGUCGAACGUCACAUGAUUACAAACCCUCAUCGGCUGAUGCCUGAUCGGCCGCAUCGCGGUGGAUGAUUAGGAGUAUUAGGACGGACGAGAGUAUUGGUGAAUGCAGCGCUUAGGACAUUCCGUUCACAUUCGCGAUUGAUCGUCGAAGGUUCGCGCAAAGCAACGAACGGAUUGCAGUUUAAUUAAAUUCGAUCACUUCGUGUCAGAACCGUAUCAGGAUGAAGAUCUGCGGGCCCAAAUACGCCUUGUGCGGUUUAGUGUUGUCCGUUUGGGGCAUAUUCCAACUGCUUUUCAUGGGAAUAUUUUUCUACGUCCGAAGCGUAGCGUUGGUGGAGGACCUUCCGUUAGAGAAAGGUAACUUCACCUCAAUAGGCGAGUUCUACAAAGAGGUUGACCGAGGUUACACACAGAAUGCAUACAACUGCUGGAUUGCCGCGUGCAUCUACGUUCUCACCUUCCUUUUCUCUGGCCAUCAGUUCUAUCUCAAUUCGAGAUCGUCCCUUAGCGUAUAAACGAAAAUAAACGGAUGUUAUGCAAUGUGACGCUACUGUGCAUCCGACUUGUAAUAAUGUAUAUCUAGAAAACAUCCGCGUUUUAAAGUUUUAAUUUUAAAGCUGCGUAUUAUUGGGUUAUUCUACAAUAGAGUUGUUAUACAAACACGGUGUAACCUGGACGAGACGUCUGUGUUUCCAAGUGUUUUUACAAGUGCGCAGAUGUAUUUUUUUGCCACAUAUGUGUAUAUUAUUCAUAUUUCCAUGUAUCAAUGUGUAUUAUGCAUAUAUGUAUAUCGACGUAGAGCUGAAAGAAAAACAAAAUAGAUGUGAGGGAAAGAGAUUAUGUAAUUCGCAAGGGUCUUACUAUGCUGUCAGGAUUUGUUUUAUUCAUCGGUAGUGAUACAGUUUCAGUCGACAAGUGAAAAUUCUGCUUAUAUUGUUACAUAUGAUUGUUAAUAUAAUUAAUAAAUUAAUCUAGACUCUA
Wasmannia auropunctata (little fire ant) is the source of this 991-nucleotide messenger RNA. It is a transcript of the gene RNASEK, whose product is annotated as ribonuclease kappa-B. Lineage: Eukaryota; Metazoa; Arthropoda; Insecta; Hymenoptera; Formicidae. Gene Ontology annotation, molecular function: RNA endonuclease activity. The coding region runs from base 232 to 525 and encodes 97 amino acids. The transcript is spliced from 2 exons. The record is from RefSeq and is a predicted model, not a curated record.